AUGAAGAAAGAAAGAGCACAAGAAACAGUUCAAAAAAGAUUUGCACGGCACUUGUACUACACGGCGUGGCUGCUGGCCGAGGCCGGGUGCAACAUCGGCGGACUGGGCUACUCUGGUCUCGACAAGCACGGCCAUCACACCUGGCAUGGCGCUUCUAAUGUUGACAUCGUCGGCGUCGAGUUUGGCACGAGUUUGCGCGUUAUCUUGGACUCGUGGAACAGCAAAACCGUCAUCUGGCUGCGCUACGCCGCAUACGAGAGAUUGCCAUCCAAAUACCAGGUUGCAGGAACGUACACCCUGUCGUCGAUGUGGCACGGCUUCUACCCCGGCUACUACUGCACCUUCUUUACUGCCAACCUCAUGACCUUGGCCUCCAGAGCCGCACGUCGCAGUGUCCGGCCGCUGGUUGUGUUGCUGCAGGGCGGGGAGGAGGGCUGGGUCAUGACGAGCUACCACGUCGUGACGUGGUUCAUGGGCCGCCUCAUUCUCUCCUAUUGUGUCUUCAGCUUCGUCCUCCUUCGCUUCUGGCCUUCAGUCAACGUCUACUGGGAUUUGAUGUUCUACAUGCACAUCAUUGCGUUGCUGUGUAUCUACGUCUUGCCUGUUGUUCUUCCGCCACCAAAACGGUCCAAAGCUUCCGCCGGCGACCCUUCAAUCAACGGAGUCGCCAGCGACAGUAACGGCCACGCCUUUCGUGCAGAUAGAGAGCCCUCCAAUAACACCGCCACCACAGAGCGGGUUGAGGAUGCCACCAUGCGAGUGACCCCCAAAGCUUUUGAUAAGCAAGUCUGACAGGUUUGUCAGGACUGGUCCUUGACUUACUGACAAUGCAGACGCAGUUUGCAUGUUUCGUGAUUGUGUCCUUUUCGUGGGAACUCGCCGAUUAUUUUUCUGCUUUUUAACUAAGUGUUGUUUUUUUGUGUUGCACUGCGUCGUCAUUUUUAGUGACGACACAAGCGGUUUUGGUACCAUUUUUAAUUUAGAAGAAACUUCCAUCUCCAUCGUUCCUUUCUCAUUUUGGUAAUGAAAAAUGUCGAGGUUGACAAGAUUUACACUAGAACCCUAUUUUUAGUUCUUGACUAACAGAUUAUUUGGGCAGAGCUUUUCUGUUUACUGAAUUUUUAACAACCAGCACAAAUCACGUUGUGCUAUUUCCAGAAUAAUCCCAAAAAUUACCUAUAGAUCUCUUCCUAGAGGCGAGAUUGUCUUGCGAUUUGGAAUAAAUUACAGCGUUCAUUUCUUGUACAGGGAAAGUUUAAAGAUUUAAUUGCAAAAUAAUAGUACUUGAUACACGACAUGAACAUUGACGAUUCAUAAAGCUGUUUAAAUAAUGGUGUAGUUGAAAAUCUUUUGAGUGCGUACUGCGUAACUAUGUCGAUGCGUCUGAGCUUUCUUAAUAAGAAAUACAAAUACAUGUGAAGGUUGUAGUAAUUUCCGAUGGAAUUUUCAUCUUAUUGAGGUUCGCAAACUUUGUUUGGACCGCUAAAGGGGGGAAUCUGUGCUACGCGCAUAACUUCAUUAUUUGGACAAUGCGACCCAUACAUUUUUGACUUUAUACCCUUUUGUUUAUGAAUGCAAUGACGGUUUUAAAUGCUUUUCGUAGAUUAUGAUGAAUAAUUAUGUACGAUUUAUUAGAGGAGACUUCGUGUCAAUGUUCUUCCAGGGUGCUCGUGUUAACUAAAAUACUUAAAUGAUUAUUUUGUAAGAAAGUACACUUAUGAAAUGAAUUAAUACUAUUUUGAUGAGUGACUUUAAAUGCUCUGAUAAUGUUGAUUAAUCAAAUCGUCUUCUUAAUCGAUGUCGACAGCCAGCAAGCGUUGUCUACGAGCUACAAAUUACGGUAUCAGCUUCUAUCCUUGAACACUAUUUUUGUUGAGUGAACACUAGAUAUUUAGAUGGCUCGUUUUGUUACCUGAAAAAUCUAUUUAUAAUGAACUAUUUUUAGAUGCUAUUCAUUGAAAUAUUUUCUCUUACAACGCGUACUAAUAUUCCGUGAAAUAUAAGACGAGCUUCCAUUAUGUAUACGUUGACAUGACACGUCAACGAGCCGCGAGGAAUUAUUUUUACAAGUCUAGAGUUUUGAUCGUCGGUAAUCCUAAAGUGUAAUCUUGCCAGCCGCUGGAACCUAUUUUUCAACCGACUCGCUCACAUAUACAUAGAAGUGAUGUAUUUUGAAGCGGCAAUCAAAUAUCAUUCAAAUAAAAUACUUGUAUUUUA
Hyalella azteca is the source of this 2217-nucleotide messenger RNA. RefSeq names its product lysophospholipid acyltransferase 6-like. Gene Ontology annotation, biological process: lipid modification. Gene Ontology annotation, molecular function: acyltransferase activity. Bases 1 to 792 code for a protein of 263 amino acids. Lineage: Eukaryota; Metazoa; Arthropoda; Malacostraca; Amphipoda; Hyalellidae. Gene Ontology annotation, cellular component: membrane. The transcript is spliced from 6 exons. The record is from RefSeq and is a predicted model, not a curated record.